UCCUCCCCCCCUCUUGUCGCGGUGUAUUUUGGGAGGUGGAGGAAGUGAAGCUCCUUGGUUUUCGCCUCCAUCAGAAUAAACACUGUUAUGGUUCCGACCCCGGGACAGACACGCACAUCUACCCGCCGCUGCUCACCCGACCCCGGCCACUUUUCUCUCCGUUCACCGCCACCACACUUCCAGCCAAAGGGAGAUAGAGGAUCUAGAGGACGGACUGGACCGAGGAGGAAGAGCCGGUGAUGUGACGCUGCACAUCCGCCGCUUUCUUUAAAAACAACCGCAGUUCUCCAGCCAUUGAUUUAUUUUGCCCUGACAUUUCUCCGGAUCUUGAAUGUUGGCUCAGCCGGUUCUUGGUUGUUUUUUUCCGGACAGUUUCUCCGGGGGAGCCGCCGCUUUGUCCCCACAAACAUCACGUUAGCUAGCUAACAGGAAACAGCCUCCCUUUUUUUCGCGGUGGUGGAGGUGGUGGUGGUAGCGGGGGACCUAGGGUCGUGUUCCCCCUUUUUUUUUAUUAUUAAUCCUCACUGGAUGUUCUCUUCCCCCGUGUCCCCGGGAAGCGAUGCAGCUCAAAGUGAACUGGUGAGCACCGGGCUGGUGUAGCGGACGAUGCGGUUUGUGUUUGCCGACAUGGUGCGAUAACGUUUGGGAGGGAUCCGGGGGGGGCAGUGAGAAGCGGAGUGGGGGCCUUUAGUCUGGGCUGUUGUUUCAUUUGUCUCUCCCUGUGGUGAGGCUCCAUCCUCGGCAGACUGCAAUGAGGCGACUGGAGCGGUUUGUUUUUGUUUAACGCUUUAAAUUAAGCUGGAUCCCUGUGCCGGUGAUCCGUGCUGCCUUCAAGGACUGGAACAAUGAGGCUUGUAUGAGACGCUGUGUUUUUCUGAUCCUGGUGCGAGUGACAACCAGGCUGAUCGGUGGGGUGUGUUUUUUUUUUUUUUUUUACCUCGCUGUGAACACAAACCUUCGGCUCACUUUGUUUUUCAUCUCCCGGACGGUCGGAGAGAGCACUCAGGGACGAACAUGUCUUUACGCACGGCGCUGCCCGGGAACGAGAGGAAACCAGACCAUCAUACCUCCCUGUCGGCCAGCCGCUCAGAGAAGGGUAGUGGCUGGUCAAGCCGUUCACUUGGUGCCAGAUGUCGUAACUCCAUCGCCUUGUGUUCAGACGAGCAGCCGCACAUUGGAAACUACCGGCUGCUCAAAACCAUCGGCAAGGGUAACUUUGCCAAGGUCAAACUGGCACGGCACAUACUGACCGGCAGAGAGGUUGCAAUAAAGAUCAUUGAUAAAACACAACUCAACCCAACCAGCCUACAGAAGGCGGAGAACUUGCUGCUAGACGCAGACUCCAACAUUAAAAUAGCCGACUUCGGCUUCAGUAACGAGUUCACUGCAGGCAGUAAACUGGACACGUUCUGUGGUUCUCCGCCCUACGCUGCCCCAGAGCUCUUCCAGGGUAAGAAGUAUGAUGGUCCAGAGGUGGACAUCUGGAGCCUGGGCGUCAUCUUAUACACGCUGGUCAGUGGGUCAUUGCCCUUUGAUGGACAGAACCUAAAGGAGCUGCGGGAGCGUGUUUUGAGGGGGAAAUACCGUGUGCCCUUCUACAUGUCCACAGACUGUGAAGGUAUCCUGCGCCGCUUCCUGGUCCUAAACCCUACCAAACGCUGCUCGCUGGAGCAAAUAAUGAAAGAUAAGUGGAUCAAUGUAGGGUAUGACAGCGAGGAGCUGAAGCCCCACACAGAGCCUGUGGAGGACUUCAAUGAUAACGGUCGCAUUGAUGUGAUGGUGGGGAUGGGCUUCACCAGAGACGAGAUCAGAGAUUCUCUGUCUAGUCAGAAAUACAACGAGGUCACCGCCACAUACCUGCUGCUGGGGCGCAAGAAUGAGACUGAUGGCAAUGAGUCUCGGUCGGGCAGCAGUCUGAGUCUCGCUCGAGUCCGGCCCAGCACCAUCACCAAUGGAACAAGCAAACACUCCACUUCCUCUUCCUCCUCUGGUGCACCUUCUUCAUCCUCUGGUCACAAGGCGCAGCGCAGCGCCUCGACGUACCACCGCCAGAGACGACAUUCUGACUUCUGUGGUCCAGCGGUUCCAGGGUCCACGCACCCCAAGCAGAGUCCCAGUGGUGUCGGCGAAGGGGCGGGACUCAAAGAGGAGCGACUCUCAAUACGCAAGCCGAGCACCAAUACUGUCUGCUCCCGUAGCAUCCCCACCCCCUCUAGUCCCAUGGUAAGCUCUGCUCACAACCCAAAUAAGGCAGAGAUACCUGACCGGCGCAAGGAAGUGAACUCAACCACGAAUAACAUCCCUGCUAGUGCCAUGACUAGAAGAAACACGUACGUUUGUACGGACCGAUCCAGCACUGACAGACACACACUGCUGCAAAACGGCAAGGAAAACAGUACCUUAUCCCACCGCCUUCCCCCUGCUUCCCCCUCCUCCCACAGCAUCGCGGGCGCCUCUGGGGCCUCCUCUUCAUCCUCAACACCCUCCUCCCGCCUUUCCAGGGGAUCCACGGUGAGGAGCACUUUCCAUGGAGGGCAGAUCAGGGACCGUCGUCCUCCCUCUCAUGCUCCCCCAGCAUCUCCCACUCCAUCCCACGAUGCCAGCCCACUCCCCCAUGCCAGGACCCGGGCAACAGGCAACCUGCUGAGCAAGUUAACCUCCAGGUUGACCCGCAGGGUCACUCUUGACCCUACUAAACGCCAGAGCUCAAACAAGUCCAUGUCGGGCUGCACCCUCCCACAGGGGACAAAAACAGUUAGGUCACAGACGAACCUGAGAGAAUCAGCAGAUCUCCGGUCACAAGCUGCUCCGGUCCAGUGUCAGUCUCAGAUUAAAAACAGCAGUCGCCAUAUAUCUGGGCAUCAGAAAGCGGCAGAGCCCCGGACCCCCCGAUGCGGCUGGGAUGUAAAGGUGCGGAGCCCCCGCGACCCGGCCGAGGUGGUGCUCGCACUGCGUGAGGCAGCGCAGGGCUGUGGCUGCCAGGUCCACCUGGCAGGGCCUUUCCUCCUGUCCUGUACCCACGGAGCAGCCGGCGCCCGGGUAGCGUUUGAGGCCGAGGUCUGUCAGCUGCCCAGCGGGCUGGGCCAGAGCAGCGGUGUGAGGUUCAAGCGCCUGUGGGGGGCACCGUUAGCCUUUAGAGACAUUGCCACCAAAGUUUCCAAGGAGCUGGAGCUCUGAGGGCGACAGGAGGCGGGGCAGAACUUAUGACAGACAGGACAGGUUGAUGGAGGAGGAGGAGGAGGAACAAUGUGGCAGAGAGCAUCGCCUCCUCUUCCUCCCAGGGUUCCACCUCAUGUGAUGCGGCUAGCGCUGCCUCGCCUCCGCCAAAGACCCCCUUCCUCUGAUGCCACCAAUCACAGCCAGACAAACAGUUGCACAGACACGGAUUGACCGCCAUCGGCAGACUUACGAUGACUUUGACCUUGAAGAUGUCAGUGACCUACGACCCCUGCUUAAAACAUGUCACCACCUCCAUUGUAUGUGAGCCCAUGGAGUCCAACUGUUUCUUUUGUUGUUUUUUUCAAGGUUUCAUAUUUGAUGAUGAGAAUGGUGUUGCUGAGAGUGAUGGAGACUGAUGAGUUGUUGUUAAUGUUGUUUUUCCUAUUGUACCACAUUUGUCAGCAUUUAUUUUUAAAAAGCUGCUAUUUAAAGAAAUGUUUUAGAUUUUCUGUGUAUUAAGUUUAUUUUCUUUCUUUAACGCUUUUGAAAUGGGCAGAAGUUUGACAUCUGUUGUCGUCCUCUGAAGCCGCCCCCACAUAUUUAAUGUAGUGAGGGCCGCAGUCUGACCUCCAGACUGUAGAGGGAGACAUGCAGAACUGCAGAGACUUGUGACAGACUGAAUGAAGAACCUCCACCUCUCGGCCCAUCCAUUGGAAAAGCCCAUAUUAACGCUCAGUUGGGUGUUUGCACCGUUUCUGGUCAAACCUCCCUGCAGGCGAGUUUAUUUUACAGAUGAGUAAAGCUGCCUAAUGAUACAGAACCCAAGCUGAAAUGUUGAUAACCUGAACAUUUGAGCUUUGGCUCCGCGUCUUACAAAUGCUGAACUUGGCCCCAAGAUUUGUUCCUCAAUAUGUUUUCAACAGGCAGAAAUCCUUUUUAAAAUUUGAAACUACAAACAUUUUGUAAGUUUAUAAAAAACUGGAUCUCCACCUGGAAUCACAACAGGAUGUCUCAGCUCUGUGUUUAUUUGAUUUAAUCUGGAUGUACACAGACAACAGAGCCACUUAACAUUAUUCUACCUAGAAAAGGAUAAAUUAUUAUAAAAACAAUAUUCUAUUGAACUAAUAUCAGCUCAAAACAUUAACUUUUUUUUUUUUGCACAUAUCGAAUGCUUUUGUUCUUUUGUGCAGCAAAGACUGAAAAAUCAAACUUUUUCAUCAAAUACAAGUUUCCAAUUUGACUAUCCGUAAAAUGUUGUGGCUUUUAUUAUUGACUAAUCUUAGCUUUUAUCUGGUGGGAUUGUAAAUUAACACUGAAUGAUUCAGACACAAAAAAGCAAAUUUUCUAGGCAGAUAUAAUUUCAAAAAAUGAAUGAAACCUGAUCCAACAUGAAGAUAGAGACUUGUUGGUUCCUUUGGUCCACAAAUGUAAUCUCCUUUUCCCCACAUUUCACUUAAAAUGAAUAAAUAAAUAAAACUCAUACUGGUUGAUACUCAUACUACGUUGAAUAGUUCUCCUGGUAGCACUUAAGAUAGCAUAUCUUUACUGUAUCACCUGUCAGGAUGCCUUCAUCGUCUCUUCACUCAGGUGUAGUGCAAUACAGCCCCAAAGUCAAGAAUUAAGACUUGAUUGAAAAAUAAUUGAUUGAGACUUAAUAUGGCUCAUUUUUACAUUUUUGAUAUUUGUGAUAUGUCGUCAAGCACUUUUUUUCUUUCAGUCGGGAUGUAAUCACACUGUUCUGGCAGUGUUUUUAAUCCAUCUGCAUUUUUCUUUUGUUAAAUUGUUAAAACUCCCACAUUUGAAGCCCAUUGAAAUUGAUCAUUUACACAUUGAAAGCCUUUAUUUCUUUAACUUACAUGUAAGUACCCUUAAUGACUUCUUGGCAUCAUUUAUUCCCCAAAUAAAAGCAGAUCUAUUUCAAAUUAAAAAGAAGUCGUCAUAUCAAGAAAACUAAAAAUAUAUUUUACGUCAAAGUUAAGAUCUGUCUUCACAAGGUUGUGUCAGAUUUCAAUUUUUUCGCAUUUGUGUUUUACAGCUCGUCGCCACUUUUCAUAUUUAAACAGAUUUUUCCCUCUGUUGACCAAUCAGGCUGCAGCACUGAUGAGAGGUGUGUGACUGUUGACCAAUCAGGUGCCAUUAUUCCUGUAAGAGGUGUAUGACUGUUAACUAAUCAGACUCCUGCCUCAUCAAGUUAGUGUUUCAUUUAAAACCAUUUAACAUUUGCAGUGGCAUAAAAAUGUGACUUUGAAUUUGUGAAAUUUGAUUCGUAUACUUCACUAUUUGCUGCUCAUCAUAAACCAAAUCAACAAGAUUCACCAAAACACAGAGUCCGCCAGGUGAUUCACUGAUCGAUCUUAUCUUUCUUUAAAAACAAGAGAUCAUAAUGUGCAUUUUUGACGUAGCAGCAUCCGACAAAACAAUGAUGGAAUGCUUAAAGUGAGAUGCUUCAGCAGAUGACUAGUGAUCUUUACGGCUGUGAGGUUCACGUGUUUAUGGGAGAUUUCAGCUGUCGCCACGUCCACUGUCUGAAAAUGUGAAGCUGUGAUUUAGGGCUAGUUUUUGCAAUUGAUUUUUUUUUUUGCGUACAACUGGGCCUCACUCUCUGAACCUGUUCUAGAUACAGUUAGGGCUGUGCUUUGUAUAGUGUGUUUGAAGCUGUCGCUGUUAUAAACAAAACUUAACUUAUGGGCUGAAAUUACAGAAACGAUUGACCUGCAAUCCUGCAUGUCUCCUAAGAAAUAAUGUGUGACACAAAAAUAAAGACUUUCAACUUUAA
Messenger RNA from Paralichthys olivaceus (Japanese flounder), 5935 nucleotides. The record is from RefSeq and is a predicted model, not a curated record. Lineage: Eukaryota; Metazoa; Chordata; Actinopteri; Pleuronectiformes; Paralichthyidae.